UACAAUUCCAUCAUUCCAAACGUUUAAUCCACGACAGAAAGUCUUUUUAUAAUCCCUUUCCUUUCGGAUUAAUCAUGAAAUCCAAUCAUUACACAUUCAAACAUGAGUCUCGUUAAAGUCGCCACUUUCACUCAACGUUUGUUCUUAGUCACAUGCUUUCUGGCACCCUCGCUUGCAGCAGCUCCUACUUUGCUGUUUCAGGGGUUCAAUUGGGAUUCAUGCAACAAAGAUGGUGGAUUAUACAAUUCCCUCCUUGGCUCCAUUGAUGACCUCGCCGCUGCUGGAAUUACCCAUGUUUGGCUCCCACCUCCCUCCCAAUCCGCUGCACCACAAGGAUAUUUGCCAGGACGUUUAUACGAUCUGAAUGCAUCAAAAUACGGGAAUGAAGAACAACUGAAAUCUUUGAUCAAAGCUUUAAACAACAAGGGAAUCAAAUCCGUUGCAGACAUAGUUAUAAAUCACAGAACAGGGGAGAAGCAAGAUGGAAGCGGGAAAUACUGUAUCUUCGAGGGUGGAACUCCAGAUGAACGACUUGAUUGGGGAUCUUCCAUGAUUUGCAAAGACGACGACUAUUGCAUUGGCAAUGGAAAUCUCGACACCGGAGGCCCCUUUACAGGUGCCCCAGACAUCGAUCACGUAAACCCUACAGUCCAAAAGGAGUUAUCUGAUUGGAUGAACUGGCUCAACACUGAAAUAGGGUUUGAUGGGUGGCGAUUUGAUUACGUAAAAGGGUAUUCCUCGAGUUUCACCAAGAUCUACAUGACCAACACCUCUCCAGAUUUUGCAGUUGGAGAGCUAUGGAGCUCGUUAGCUUAUGGGGAAGAUGGAAAACCAGAUUACAAUCAUGAUAACCAUAGAAAUGAACUUAUGAAGUAGGUGGAAGAAGGUGGAGGUGGCGCGUUAACAGCUUUUGAUUUUACUACAAAGGGUAUACUUCAAGCAGCUGUGCAAGGUGAGUUAUGGAGAUUGAUCGAUCCAAAUGGUAAACCUCCUGGGUUCAUCGGAAUUAUGCCUGCGAAUGCUGUGACAUUCAUCGAUAACCAUGAUACAUACUCCCAAAAUGUUUGGCCAUUUCCUUCUGAUAAAGUUAUGUUAGGAUACACCUACAUUCUCACUCAUCCAGGAAUCCCAUCGAUUUUCUACGACCAUUUUUUCAGUUGGGGGUUGAAGGAAGCGAUCAUAAAUGUAUCAGCGAUUAGGGAAAGGAACGGGAUAGGAGCAACGAGCCAAGUGAAGAUAUUGAAAUACGAAGCUGAUUUGUAUGUUGCUGAGAUUGAUGAAAAAAUCAUGGUGAAAAUCGGAUCAAAAGAUGAUCUUGGAAAUCUCAUUCCAGAGAACUUUGAGGUUGCUACUUCUGGGUUGAACUACGCAGUAUGGGAGAAAAACACCAUAAAGUUUGAAUGAAGCAAUUGUUGUAUGUUGUAAUAAUACAAAAUACUUAAUAAAUUGUUGUAAUAAUAUAAAAUAUUUAAUCAAAUUGAUAACUAAAACGCAGCAAUGAGCAAACCCAUAUAAAAUAUUUAAAUCAUAUUGUUACAAAUACAGAAGUGAAGAGUAAAAAUUGCUUUGUAUCCCCCAUUAUGUAUUAUUAUUACUGUUAUUAUUAUUAUUCUUGUUUGAAUGUCCUUUCUUUUUGCUGAAGAACAUUAAAAAUCUAGGAAAGAACGACUUCUUCUUUUUCUUCCGAGUCUUCCCUUCACGAGAUGAUCCCGUCACAUUGUUGAAGCUUUCAGAACUUUUUCCUUCUUUACCACGAACUAAUCCUUUCUGUCUUCCAUUUUCUUUAGCUUUUCUUCUUUGUUCACUUUCAGAUCUCCAUGUUCUAAGCUCCUGUUCUACAGCCAGUUUCCCUUCCUUAGCCUUCUCAGCUUUCUCCUUUGCAAUCGAGAGUUGUUUCCUCUUUAAAACUAUAUCUGAGUUUACUUUCUCAAGGUUAUUCACUGUUUUCACUUCCGAUUCUUUUGCUAAAUCAAUCUUUGACAUUGCUUCUGAAACCCUACAAUUAGCUUCAGUCUCAGCUUCUUGAGCUUUUCGAGUUAGUUCAUAGUAAUCCUCUAAGGAUAUUGUAACUCCAGAUUCUCCUUCACUCUUUCGAGCUGAUUCGGUUUCAUGAAGUGCAGUAAUUGCUCCAACAGCUAAUCUUUCUGAUGCUCGAGCUGCUUCAAUCUCCUUUUGAGCAGCUAUCAAUCUGCUUCUCAUUGUUUCUGCUCCAGCUUUCGCUUGAUCCGCCUUUUCUUUCGCUUUCUGUAGUUCUUCAUGUGCUGACCUGGCUAGCGAUUUAGCAUGAUCUGCCUCUUCGGCUGCUUUCUGAAGUUGUUUCGGGAGUUCGAUUGCUUUUUCUCUUGCUAAUUUUUCCUUCUUUUGAAUUAGGGAAAUCUCUGAAAUUGUUCUAUUUAGGUCACAUUCAAGAGAUGCAACUGUUACUGAUGCCAUUCCUUGUCUUCGUUUUAUCGCGAUGAGUGUUGAUUUCUCUUUCUCGAGUUCCGAGUUCAAUGAAUUUGCAGCUUGUUUCAAUGAUUUGACCUCAUUCGUUGCUAAUUCGAUGCUUUUGUUCACUUCCUCAAGGUUAAUCUUUUCUACAUCGAUAGCUUCUUGCAUUUGUUUACGUGUAUUGCUAUUGUUAUUUAACGAUUCGUUAUUUUCCAUUUCUUUCUCAUGAUUUUCGCCCAUGUAAGCAGCUAAUUCGGAUUUCAAGUCAUGAAGUAAUACUGAAGCAGUUUCGAGUUUGGACUUAAGAUCUUCAACUGAAACGAUUUGUCGAUCGACUUUUUCCAAUUCCGAUUCCGAUUCUUUCAAUUCCUUCGCCCAAUUCAAAGUAUCUUCCUCGCGUGCCAUUCCGAUUCCGGUUCUGUAUUCCUCCGCCUCCAUACGAGCGGCAUGCGCAGAUUCCAACGCCUCUUUUGUUGUCAUGAGUUUGAUAGUCAACCCUUCAACUUGUUUCUCAAUUUCUUUCGAAUUAGAAACAGCCUCUUUAGCAUUCUUUAUAGCUACAUCUCUUUCAGACACCAAUAAUUCAUAAUCGUUUUGGAGAUCUUCAAGCUCCUUUUUAACAGUUUUCACCUCAGAAACAGCAGCUUCAUGUCUCGCAUGUGCAACUUCUCUUUGUAUCUUCGCAGCAACACUAGAAUCAUCAGCAAUCCCUUGCUCCAUUUCUUCCACUCUUAGUUUCGCAAGUUCUGCAUCUUGUUUUGCUUGACGCUCUUCUGUUUGUGCUCUUUCAAGAUUAAGUUUUAGUUCUUCUACGAGCCUUUUAGUGUCAUCGAGCUCCUUUAACACAUGUAGCUUCGAUUCUUCGGCUUUCUCUGACUUUUUCUUAAACAAUGGGAUCUCUUCACGUGCCUUUUUGAGCUCUUGUAUUAUAUACUUCCGCUUCUGCAAAUUGGGUUUUAAUGUUUUAUAUAUCCAUAGAUUUUUUAGUAGUGAUAUAAACAAAAUGGAUGAUAUUAUACCUCAGCGGUUUGGAGUUUAUGGGCUUUCCAAUCGAUGAUUCCACCAAACAUGGAAACAGCUGCUUUAACAGAUUCGAAAGGUGCAGUGGUAUCGAUAAUGGCAUUACUAUAAGUUUUCUGAAGCUUUUUCCCAGAAUCAGCCUUCUCCAAUGGUGCAAUGGUAUCAACAUUACUAUAAGAUUUCCGAAGCGGUUUCUCAGAACCAGUCUUCUCCAAUGGAGAAAUGCCAUUAAAUGCCUUUUGAUCAUGAUUGCAAAUCUCACCAUUUGUUUCUCCGGAAGGUGAUUCGGGAUUUCUUGUUGGAUUAUUUGCUUCUGGUUCUUCUGAUGUUUCUAAUGGAAGAGAUGAUGGAAUUUCUUCUUGAACGUGAUCAUCUGGUUGUAUUAGGGUUUCUUGGGAAGAUGUUAACCGAUCAUCUAAUGGUUUUGGAUCAGUUGAGGCUUCUUCUUCAAUUUCGGAUCCUUUUGAUGUAUCUUGUUCAGAGCUUGAAUUACCGAAAUUUUCCUCUGCAUUCGAUCCAUUCUCAGUGUCCUCCUUCCCUACAUCUGUUUCAGAUUCUAAUUCUCCAUUUGUGACCAAUUUAGCAGACUCUUCACCAUUUGAGGUUAAAUUUUCUUCCAGAGCUUUCACUUCAUCCAUUCUAGAAUUGUCAAACAAGCACCCGUUUGUUGGAUAUCUGAGAUUCAAUUCAUAACACAAAUCUUCAUUCGUGGAGGCGAAUCACGAAAAACAAAUCAAUUUGCAAAAAAUUUCAUCCAAAGAUCAACUGUUCUUGGUCGUCAUCCCCCUCGCAUCAUCGAAUAUUCAUUGCAUCCUUUCGCCAAUGAAUUCAAAGGAUCAUACGAAAUAAUCAAAUAAUUAUAACGCCCUAACAAAACCCACAAAACAACAUUCAAUCAAAUUAAACUCAGAGUUAGAAAGAGAUAAGAGAGGUUAAACGCAUACCCGGAAAUCCCCGGAAUCAAAUCCAGAGGUUUGAUGAAAAUAUCUUCUGAUAUCGAGAAUAUUAACUUUGAUUAACUCCAACAAACCAGCGAUUAAAGCUUCGGAAAUCACUAUGUAAAACAGAUCCAAAUGAAAAUGAUAAUCAAUUGAUGAGGAAAGCAAAGGAAUUAGUAAAAUGGAUGGAAAUAAUGAGCGCAAACAGAAAUAAUACCAAUUUCACCACAAUAUGAUCUGAAAGGCGCGCUGUUUUUCGAAAAAUUUUCAUGUUUGCGUCUAUUUUUAGGUUUAAAUAUAUUUUGAUUGCUAUAUUUAGUUGAAAAUGUAUUUUUAUUGUGUAAUUUAAUAUAUAUUGUGAAGCAUUAGUUAUCUUUACUUUUAACAAAUUAUCAACUACUUGCAUAACUUUAAAAGGAUUAAGAGGGAACCAAGAAGAAUUAAUGUUUUACUUUGUUUGGGAAAAAAAAAGAGCUUGUCUCCUUGUGCAUUGUCUUCGUCAAAGAGGUUUCGAGAAAACGUUAACAGAAGGAAAAUGCUGAUAUGUAACCGAAUGGGAUCUCAAAUCACAGAUAUAAAGCAUCAAAGUAAGUGAUUUUGUUGUUUGUUGCAUAUAUAAUUUUGUUUAUUUUUUUAAUUUGGAUUCGGUAUUUUAAUAUGUAGCUAAAAUGACAUUAAAUAUUUUUUAUUUUUCUAAAGAUAAAAAUAUUAAAAUAACCCCUUGUUUUGACAAAAAUAACUUUAAAUUUUCUGCUUUCCUCAAAAUGCCCACAUAUUUCAUAACAGGGUCAUUGCAAAAUUAUGUACUUCAUUACCUACAAAUCAUUAUCAUAGAUCUUAGUUGUGAUUUAGAUUGUGUUUGACAAGUCAAAGUUAACUGAUAAACUAAUUUAUUUUGUAAACGUUUUUAAAUUGUCUUGUUAAUGGCAAUUAGCAAACCUAAAAAUAGUUUAUAAGUUAGUUUAGUAAAAAGCUAGUUAGACUAGUUUUUCAUGAGUUUUUUUUUUUUUUUUUUUUUUCCAAAUAUACCUUUAAUUUGUUAUAAAAAAAACAUAUUUUUCUAAAUGUUUUUUUUUAUUUUUUUUUUUGUCAUUUUAUAUCUUUCAACUAGCUUAUAAGUUAGUUUUUACCAAACAUCAUUUUUAUCAGCUAGUUUUCCAACUAAUAUGUCAAACAUAGCCUUAGUACGAAUAGGUUUCAUUUAUGAAAUCAUUUUUUUGUUUUAAUUUGUUUCACGUAUUGCAAAAUUAAUCAUGUCACAUCGGUGGCGGUUCUAGAUCGGAGAGUGAAAACCUUGAGGAACAAGGUGGUGAACUUGGUUAAAGUUUAGUAGCAGCAUCAGAGAGGCUCUGAGUGGACUUAGGAACCCGAGGAUAAGAUGACGAAGCAUUAUCCAGAUUUUUUCGCAGAGGCCAACUUCGAGGGUGAAGUCUGAUUCUAGUGGGGUAGAUUUGUAACACCCGUUGUCACGUAGUUUUAUUUCUAGUCCCUUGUGUUUUAAAAGCUUGCAAAAAGGUCCAUACACUGGGCGUACAAGUUGUACGCGGGGAGUAAGUCAGUUGGCCUUGGGGGCAGGUCAACAUUUGAGUACAUUGGGUGUACGUAUGAGUACGUGAGCGUACUUGUGUUGUCUCCAAACCCUAAAAUUUAGGACAUGACCCCUAUUUAACCAUCUUAUUCCUCCCUUGGACACCAUCUUAUCAAGCCUCCAUUCCAUCUAAACCCUAAAAUUGAACCCUAAUGUGUGAAGGAGAGUUUCGAAGCUUGUAAGGUGAUUCUUGUGUGUUUGGUGUUUGAAGGAAGACCUUUCAAGUGAAGGUGGUGCAUUCAAGCUUGUAGAUCCAGAAACUUCACCUUCUUGUGCACCCUUUUAUGGUAUAAAGUUUUCAUCUUGAAGCUUGUAUUAGUAGAUCUUGUUUAGUCUUUUAUCCCAAAGCUUGGACCUUUAAGAGUAUGAAGUGCUACAGAUCGAUUAAGUUUUCCUUUCAAGCAUCCUAAGGUGUCUUGAGUCAUAAAAAUGCUAUCUGGUUCACUUCUUUUCUUCCAUGCAAGAGUUGUGGUGGUGGUGGGGGGGGGGGGGGGGGUUAUGAAGUAAAAGUUAGGGGUUUUGAGUUAUAACUCCUUAUAGCCAUGUAAAGGCUUGAAGUUAGAUAUUUGUAGUGAUGAUUUGUACUUGAUACUUGUGAUUUUAUGAUGGUUUGGUUUUAUGAAAAUAUUUUGGGUAAAUUAAAAAUGAAAAUUUUUGUUUAAAAUUUGGAUGUUACACAUACGGACGUCGUUGACUUUUGACCAAGUGUGCCUUUUUGACAAUUUGUGAGAGUUUUGCAUCUUGGGAUAGGAAAAAUGCUCUUUUGCCUAAUUUAUGGAUUAGACUUGACUUAGGAUUAGUGAAGUAUGAAAAUUUCCUUAAUUAUUAAUUAGGGUUAAUUGGUGUAAUUAUUAGGCGGAGUCUAGUUACAGCAGUUCGGGUGUGAGUUCUAUCACUCAUCUGUGUAAGGUGAGUCUCCUCACUUAUUCUUACAUGUGUGGUAGAACAGAUUUAUAUAUGUAACGAAGAACGGGGUCUAUGUGUUAUUAAUAUGAUACGUGUUGCCUUAUGUGUGCUGAGACUUCGGGUAGUCUCUAGGGUUGCUGAUAACUGAUAGUUGUUUAUUUUGUGCUGUAUUAUGUGUGGUAUUUUGGGGAAGUCACUAAGCUUUGUGCUUACAGUUGUUGAUUAAAUGUGUUUCAGGUACUUCUGAGGAUCACAGGAAAGCGAAUGCUUGAUUGUACACAUUUACCUGCAGUUUAUGAUACCAGAUAUUUUUGGGACACUCUGAUAUGUUGAUGGUGAUUUGUAUUUGACAUUGUGAUUUUCUUGAGAUGGUUUCUAUGAACAACGUUUUUAUAUGAAUUUAAAAAUGAAAUUUUUUUUUUGAAA
Messenger RNA from Lactuca sativa (garden lettuce), 7308 nucleotides. Its product is annotated as alpha-amylase 1. Gene Ontology annotation, biological process: carbohydrate metabolic process. The record is from RefSeq and is a predicted model, not a curated record. Lineage: Eukaryota; Viridiplantae; Streptophyta; Magnoliopsida; Asterales; Asteraceae.